AAAAUGUAGUGGGUCAAAUAAGCUGUGAGCCACUGUAUGUAACGAGCAUAGCGUAUCUAAUCUUAUCGCACUUGGGCUGUUAUUUUGCACCUUCUUCCCCUCUUUCUCUGCCGCUCUCUCUCUCUCUCUCUCUCUCUCUGUCCGACUGUCUGUCUCUUCUGAUAAUAACACGGGGUUUAUCUACCGGUUAACCGCAUCCAGACAGCAUCAGAUGCGUCUCAGUUGAGAUUUGCCUGCCGCGGUGUUAGUACUCAGGGCAACUUGGAGUUAUUUGGGAUGCAUUCUCUAAUUAAUUAGCCCCGGAAUGAGAGCAUAGUAAAAAAAUAAACAAAAACUAAAUUAAACUAUCCAACUAAUAUGGUUAUCGAUUCCCCACUUACGGCACAAAAAUAUCUACGCCGCGUCUCAAAAGAUUUCUCAACAGUGCGUCGCUAUAGUAACACACCAGGCACAGUAUUAUCUCAGCCUAUACCCUCGGUCCCAGCUACCAGCGAUGGAGCUGAAGAUUUGCCGAGUACACCGCGCGGUAUUCGUAAACGCCAACGAAUGCGAAAACGUUCCUCAGUAUCAUCGACAUUAUCGAAAGUUUUAAUACUCAAUGUGCGUGAUUUGCUGAAGGCGCAUAAUAACUGCGAACCGGCUAAAGAGCAUCAGCCGCGCAGUUGGAUUGAGACCAAUUUUCAGAAACGCGAGUGCAUCAAAUUUAUCCCAUGCCCAAAGGACGAUACAAAAUGCUGCUGCGGUCAGGCUCAGAUCACGCACCAGCAGAUAGCCGGCAUCGAGAGCGGGUCGCCGGGUGACUUGUGGCUGCCGACGAAGCACACGCGUCCUCAGCCCACAGACGCCUAUGGCACCAUCGAGUUUCAAGGCGGCGCACAUCCUACAAAGGCGCAGUAUGUGCGUUUGUCCUUCGACACGAGACCGGAGCUGCUGGUGCAGCUAUUCACCAAGGAAUGGAAUCUGGAAUUGCCAAAACUUUUGAUCACCGUGCAGGGAGGCAAAGCCAACUUUGAUUUGCAGGCAAAGCUAAAAAAGGAGAUACGCAAAGGACUUUUGAAAGCGGCCAAGACGACAGGCGCUUGGAUAUUCACCGGCGGCACCAAUACCGGGGUGACGAAACAGGUAGGCGAUGCGCUUCUGCUGGAGGGACAACAACGCACCGGACGUGUGGUCAGCAUCGGUAUUGCGCCCUGGGGCAUCGUGGAACGCAAUCAUGAGUUGUUGGGUCACAAUAGGGAAGUGCCAUGCCAUAGCAUAAGUUCGCCCAGAUCGAAAUUGGCAGUGCUCAACAAUCGACAUGCGUAUUUCCUUCUGGUCGACAAUGGCACACAGGCCAAAUAUGGCGCUGAAUUGAUUUUGCGACGAAAGCUGGAGAAAUUCAUAUCCAAUUUAAAGCUGCAUCCAUUCACACAUUCCAGUACGCCGGUCGUCUGUCUGGUGAUUGAGGGCGGUACAAACACGAUACGUGCUGUCCUUGAAUACGUUACGGACUCCCCGCCAGUUCCGGUUGUUGUAUGCGAUGGUUCUGGCCGUGCCGCUGACCUGCUCGCCUUUGUACACAAAUAUGCGUCCGAUGGCGAGGAACAACCCGUACUGGAGUCCAUGCGAGAUUAUCUCAUUGGCACCAUACAAAAGACCUUUGAAGUAAGCUUUGAUCAGGCCGAGAAGCUCUAUCAAGAACUGUUGGAAUGUACCCGCAAUAAGAAUUUGAUUACCGUUUUUCGCAUACAAGAAAAGCCCGAGGGCGAGGCACAGGAGCUAGAUCAGACAAUUUUAACGGCGCUCUUCAAGUCCCAGCAUCUCAGUCCGCCGGAACAAUUGAGCUUGGCAUUGACCUGGAAUCGUGUUGACAUUGCGCGAAGUGAGAUAUUUGUCUAUGGACAGGAAUGGCCAAAUGGCGCUCUGGAUGAAGCCAUGAUGCAGGCACUCGAACAUGAUAGAAUCGAUUUUGUCAAAUUACUUUUGGAAAAUGGUGUGUCAAUGAAAAAAUUCUUAACAAUACCGCGCCUUGAGGAACUCUACAAUACAAAACACGGUCCAGCCAAUACUUUGGGUUACAUAUUGCGCGAUGUGCGUCCGCAUAUACCCAAGGGCUAUAUUUACACCCUGCACGACAUUGGCCUUGUCAUCAAUAAACUAAUGGGCGGCGCCUAUCGAUCCUAUUACACGCGUCGCAAGUUUCGUCCCAUCUACGCCAAGGUGAUGAACAGCUAUGCAAAUGCUUGCCGCAAGUCCUCAUCCUAUCAAUAUCAACGCUAUGCGGGCGCCAAUUCCCUCAGCCUCGUCACAGGACUUUUGCCAUUCACCACUGAAAUGGCCUUAUUCGAGUUCCCCUUCAAUGAGCUGCUGAUUUGGGCAGUGCUAACCAAGCGACAACAGAUGGCGCUGCUGAUGUGGACACAUGGCGAGGAGGCGUUAGCCAAAUCGCUGGUAGCCUGUAAACUGUACAAGGCCAUGGCCCAUGAGGCGGCCGAGGACGAUUUGGAUACUGAGAUCUACGAAGAAUUGCGUUCCUAUGCCAAAGAGUUUGAGAGUAAAGGCAACAAACUGUUGGAUUUCAGCUAUCGUCAGGAUGCGGAGAAGGCGCAGCGCUUACUCACCUGUGAGCUGCACUCAUGGUCCAACCAGAGUUGUCUAUCCCUGGCUGUAGCUGCCAACCAUCGUGCCCUGCUGGCCCAUCCCUGCAGCCAGGUGAUUCUAGCUGAUCUCUGGAUGGGAGGACUGCGCACUCGCAAAAACACCAAUUUUAAAGUCAUUUUGGGCUUAAUAAUGCCAUUCUAUAUCAGACAAUUGGACUUUAAAUCAAAAGAGGAGCUUCAGCAAAUGCCGCAGACAGAGGAGGAGCAUUUGGAAAAUCAAAAUUUAGACAACGAUGAUUCAGAUCGUUCACAGCCCGAUGCAGAGAAUGCCCUUUUAAAAGCUAAAAGAUCCAUUUCCUUGAGAUAUAGGAUGGGCGCGAGCAGUAAUAAUCGCGACAAGGCUCUAUUGGCGGAUACUUAUUCAGUGCGCGAUACAAAAGUACACGAAAAUGGAAAAGUUUCGCUGACAGACUCGGAUCCUUCACAAUUUCGAGAAUUCUUUCAUCUGUCGGAAUUUUCAAAUGAGAUUAAACAACAUCAACCGCUGCGUUUAAAGAAGAAGUUUUAUGAGUUUUACACAGCACCCAUUACUAAAUUUUGGGCUGAUUCGAUUGCGUACAUGUUCUUUCUGAUAAUGUUCUCGUUCACGGUGCUAGUUAAAAUGGGUCCCAUGCCUAGAUGGCAAGAAUGGUAUUCAAUAGCAUAUAUUACCACUCUCGGGUUUGAGAAGGUGCGUGAAAUUGUAUCCUCCGAACCGGUGGCGAUUACGCAUAAAUUCUCGGUGUGGGCAUGGAACAUGUGGAAUCCAUGCGAUGGAGCCGCCAUAAUACUCUUUCUCAUCGGCCUGGCAUUUCGCUUCCGCCCCGCAACAAUGGAUAUUGGACGCGUUAUUUACUGCGUGGACAGCAUCUACUGGUAUUUGCGCAUAUUGAACAUUCUUGGCGUCAACAAGUAUUUGGGUCCACUGGUUACCAUGAUGGGCAAAAUGGUUAAGAACAUGAUAUAUUUUGUGGUUCUAUUGGCAGUUGUCCUCAUGAGUUUUGGAGUUAGUCGUCAGGCGAUUCUUUAUCCGAAUAAUGAGCCCACCUGGCGGCUAAUUAGAGAGGUCACAUAUCAACCCUACUUCAUGUUGUACGGCGAGGUGUUUGCCGACGAUAUCGAUCCACCCUGUGGCGAGGAUCCACGCCAGCCAGCCUGUGUGACGGGCCACUGGGUAACGCCGAUUACGAUGUCCAUGUACCUUUUAAUUGCCAAUAUUCUACUAAUUAACCUGCUCAUCGCCGUUUUUAACAAUAUUUUCAACGAAGUUAAUUCGGUUUCACACCAGGUGUGGAUGUUUCAGCGGUUCACGGUGGUGAUGGAAUACCAACAGAAGCCAGUGUUGCCACCGCCCUUCAUCGCUUUCUGCCACUUUUAUUCACUGCUCAAAUAUUGCGUAAGGAAGGCGAAAGGAUUGGAGGUGCAGCGGGACAAUGGUCUCAAGCUAUUCCUCGAAAAGGACGAUUUGGAGCGACUCUAUGACUUUGAGGAGGAGUGCGUCGAGGGCUUUUUCCAUGAGCAGGAAAUCAUAUUGAAUCAGUCAACCGAUGAGCGUGUUAAGAACACAACAGAGCGUGUCGAGACCAUGUCACAGAAAAUCGAGGACAUCAAUCAAAAGGAGAAUAUACAAACAGCCACUGUCCAGAAUAUUGAAUUCCGUUUGCGCAAAAUGGAGGAGUCAGCUGAGCAGAUACUGUCCCAUCUCGGAGUCAUACAUCGCUUCAUGUCCACACACACCGCUGGCACCGACGAUUUGCGCGGCUCCACAAUGAACAUUCCAGGUGAAAUGCACCGAGUGCGCACCAUUUCAAUGUCCGACAAUGAGGGAGGCGGGGGUGGCAUUGUGGGAGGUGGAAGCAGUGGCAUCGCCGCGGGACUGGGAAUGAAUGCAGCACUUACUUUAAAUUCGCUACAGGUAAAUAAUCGACGGCGCUUCAACCGCUCGCUGACCGAGGUGCGUCCGGAUGCCUACAUCCUGGAUGAGGGCACCCACUUUGAGGUGGUACCGCUGCCCGAGGAGCCCGACGAAGUGGUCAAGUCCCGGGAGGCGCUUAACGAGCCGGUGGUACAGCUGGUGCGCAAGACCUCAAUGCAAUCCGAGCCAGACUCUGACAUUUACUUGCCACUGUCGCAGCGUCCAUCCACCUGUGAGACGGUCAAACGCACGCCAUAUGUGACUGUCCGCCAGGAUACAGGAGCCAGCACGGAGAGCAAGGACACCCUAACACCCAUGGGCACCAACGACGACGAUCAGACUCUGGUCGGCGGUGAUAACUCCGAUGAUGCAGCUCCGGAUAUGCACUUUGAGGCUGCCAGGCAUCGGGCGUUACGUCAGCGGACCGUCUCGCUCUGUCGCCGCAACUCGGAGACGUACUCGCUGACUGGAGCGGACAUAAAUCGAUCCCAUAUAAGCCUCAAUCAGUUGGCGACGCUGUCGCGCCGUCAGUUGAGUCUGACACAGUCCGAGCCGGACAGUGAUAAGGAUACUCCAGUGGCACCAACAGGUAAAUCAGUAUUGCAUGCGAAACCCUCGAGAAAUAGAUUGCUGAAACUGCACAGCGAGUACACAUCGAUAACGGACGAACUGGAGAGCGUCUGCCAUUUGAUUGCCUCGCCGACCGUCUCGCUGCAGAGCAACAAAGCCUCCUUGGAUCGUCCCAAGACAGAUAUGUCACGUGCUGAGGCCGCUGCUCUCCUGGAGAAGAAGCAUUUAAAAGAAUGUGAGGAGAAUGACUACAGGAUACUUGAGGGUUUGUUCGAAGCCCGUGGUUCCAUCGAUGCCAGCGUUCAACCCUAUGAGAUCGGUGUCUCCGUGGACUAUAGCCAUCGGUACCCGCUGCGACGGGAAACGGCAGUGGAGCUGUCGCCUUCAAAGCCGUCGGCGGACAGCGCGCUGCUUGGCGGUGGUGUUGGAUGUGGUGAUAGCAGUGAUACCAGCGGUGCGGGGAGUAGUGGCUUUCAGUUGAAGAACGAACGUCCUUGGCAGCGCAAUUCCUCAAUGGAACAGCAGGCAUAUCAGUCUCCGUCUCCGCUGGUGCCGACACGGGCCACCAGCGACUUUUUGAAUCCACCCUAUGAGAGUGGCGGUCGCCUGUUUAAGAAAUCUAGCGAGAGCCUCCAGAAGAAUUCCAGCACGGACACGGACUACUCGGCACACCCAUAUCGAUUUAUCAAGCAGAGCUCCAAUGAGACAAAUACCUCGCUCACCGGAUCCUACAAUAUUGAUACGCCCUCGCUAACGGCAGAGCCCUCUCUCGAUGCAGGGGACUCCCAAUCAGCGACUGGAAUUAGUGUCGGUGCUGUGGGUGGUGUUGGUAUUGCUGGUGUGGGUGGUUUGAGUGGUGCGCGUUAUCAGCCAAAGCGCACAGCGUCCGUCGGUGCCGCCGAUGGCAGACGAUUGAGAGACGACAGCUCCAGUUCGCUGGAUCUGAGCGGAGGGGGAGUAAUGCAGCCACAGGGGGUGGUGGUACCGCCAGCACUGCCAAUGCGACCCAUGCAGCUGAUGAAACAGUUUAGCAUGGACCAAGGCAAACCUGCUGAGACAAUAUCCACAGAAUCAGCACCAGUUACCAGUUUGCCCACACAGGUCACAGGCGCCAAACUGAUUUCGUCUCUCAAGCCGAACUACACCAGUAAACUGGGCAUGAAUGUCCUGAAAGAAAGCAGCUCCAGUACAGAGGAAUCACGGGACUACGAGGCCUUAUCCACCACAUCGUCCUCGGUGAAAAGCGGCAACAAUGCGCCAUUAACCAUACCACAAAUCAGCACACAUUUGGUACAGGACGAGAUUGCCAAGUUGUCGUCAAAUAUUAAAAGCAGCACCGAUUCCGAAAAGGAUCCUCCAUAUAACGAGACAAUGUGUUAAAUACUAUUCGUGUAUAUGUCUAGUUACUUACAUAUGUAUGUUUUAUCCAGAGCUGGGAAUAGGGAUUAGAGUUUGUUUUCAUUUCAUUUCAUAUAUCUAGUUUUAUCUUACAAUUUUUAUUAGUUUGCCAAGUAUUUAAAAAAUUAAAUUUAAAAAAAUAAUGUAGUCCAGGUUAAACUUUAAUAAUUAAAAGCACUCUUAUUUUUAGUCAAGAGGUGCCGAUUAAAAAAUGUAAUCAUUAUUCCCAGCUCAUUGAUUUAGCAAUUGAAGUUAGUUGUUAAGUGUUUUACCCGCCCAUAAAAAACACAUAUGUACACCGUUAAGCAUAUAAAUAUGUUAAGUUAGCUGUACAAAUAAGUGAAUCCACCUUGUGCUCAAUGUCGUUACUAGUCAACGAUUUCCUGUUAUUAUACAGGCAUAUCUGAACUCCACAUUCGAAUCAAUUUCAUCAUCACAACAUUAAGAAUUUAAUUUUGAAGAAUUUAAAAUGUAUGCUAUGCAUAUUUUAGUGAAAUUGUUUUGAAAGUGGAAUAUUGAAUACAUAUACAACAGGACUUACAAGUUAUAAUAAAUAUUGUUGUUCAUGUUGGAUGGUUAUGCAUAUAUUCGCACUUGACAUGCAGUCAACAUUCAGCGCAUAUCAAAGAUAAAUACAAUGAACAUCUCUAGCCCCGUAUGUGUUAAUAAUUUUUGACAAUACAUAGUUCACAGAUUGUCUGUAUUUUUAUAAGAUGUUUUUAUUUACAAGUCAUAUAUUAUUGAGGUUAUAUUAUACAACAAGAAUGUUACAAACUAGGAAUGGUAAAUGCAUGCAUUUCUCUUAAACACUAACAAAAAUAUAUCUAUUGAAUAUCACUUCUUAAAUAUCCAUCACUUAAGCUUUACUUAUUACAAAUAUGUAUAUUCUUAUCCAGAAAUGUCUACUAAGUCUAGAAUUAGUCAGCCAUACAUAUGAUACACUUGCAAUUUCACAUAUCUUAACUCAACCUAUUAACUUAUCUAAUUAAUAACUGAUUACACCUCAAUAUUUAGCUCAAUGCAACAUGUUGUACUUACUUAUGUAUGCCUGUCUCCCUGUUAUAUAGUAGUAUAGAAAAGGUUGCACCUUUCCGACCGAUAUCAACUUACUGUGUAUAUGUAUAUGUAUGUGAGUGUAUUUACGCUAAAUGUUUGUCAGUGCAAUUAGUUAGUCCAGUUUACUUAGUCAUAUAUCUAUAUAUGUGUAUAGGCUACAAAUUUUAAAUAGCUGGCCAUUAUUGGGCUGCUACAAACUAUAUAUAAAUAAAAUUGUGUAUAAAAAUAAACCAAAAUAUAUUUUUCAUAAAGAAAUAAAAUAAGAUCGGUUUAUAUUGUUAACGUUUUGCUUCUUGUUAAAUGCCGCAAUGCGCUAUUUUCAUGAUAAGGAAUAAAAAGUGUUUGAAACUUUAUAAAAUUUUCGCAUUUUAUUAGAUAUAGAAUAUGUACUUAUUGACUUUAAGAAAUAAAUUUUAUUAUUUUAAUGG
Molecule: messenger RNA, 7985 nt
Organism: Drosophila innubila
Lineage: Eukaryota; Metazoa; Arthropoda; Insecta; Diptera; Drosophilidae
Gene: Trpm
Product: transient receptor potential cation channel trpm
Exons: 32
Coding region: 358-6483 (2041 amino acids)
Biological process (GO): monoatomic cation transmembrane transport; protein tetramerization
Cellular component (GO): membrane
Molecular function (GO): monoatomic cation channel activity
Source: RefSeq, a predicted model, not a curated record